Messenger RNA from Macaca mulatta (Rhesus monkey), 2720 nucleotides. It is a transcript of the gene DPP7, whose product is annotated as dipeptidyl peptidase 7. Gene Ontology annotation, cellular component: vesicle. NCBI's taxonomy places the organism in Eukaryota, Metazoa, Chordata, Mammalia, Primates, Cercopithecidae. Gene Ontology annotation, biological process: proteolysis. The record is from RefSeq and is a predicted model, not a curated record. Gene Ontology annotation, molecular function: dipeptidyl-peptidase activity; serine-type exopeptidase activity.
GGACGGCUCGGUGCGCCGCAAUGGCUGCCCGCGAGUCUCGGAGAGGCGGAGCUCUAGGUCUUUUUCAGGACGGGCUCUCCUGAUGCCGCUGGUGGUUCUUCGAGGCCUCCUUCCACGCAUUCGCCGCCGCUGCCUCAUCAGAACUUCAUUUCGGUGACGCAGAGCUUUGGAGAGAGCUACGGCAACAGCAAGAGCUGCCGGCGGCGCCUGUGCUGCAGGGUGAGGGCCGCGCCGGACUGACCGAGGCCAGGGGCAGCUGUACCCACCGCCCUCCCAGCCUGCGGCUCCCAGCGGGGCCUGGGCGGGCGGACUCGACUCCCUCGACGCUGCCCUCUCCACCCCUUCCCCGCGAAAAGGGGCAAAUGUGCUAAUGGGCUUUCCGGGCCGGGGCAUCCGUGGUCGGCGCGUCUGCACCAGUCUCAGCGGCCCGAAUUGUGCGGGGCGGUGGUGGCGGGAAGAGGGAGCCCCAGCAGGUUGUCUGGGCUUCGUUUGCUUUUCUGCCCAGGCCCCGGUCCCUCUUGGAGCGGAAACCUCUGGACCUGGUGCUCCUAAGAAGGCAAGCGGCCCCUGACGCUUACUGUGGCCUGGUGUGACCCUCGUAGCCAGCCCCUGUUCUGUGAGGUAUGAAGCGCCACGCAGACGCCACGAUAAAGUGAGAUGAACCAAGACCUUUUCUUGAUUCUAAGCAAGGAACGCACAGCUCACCCUGUCACGUGCAGCGAACCUGAGUCCCUGCUGCUUCUGCACCUGUUCUGGGCCUGGCUAGUGGCCCAUGUGCAUCCCCAGCAGGACUCCACGUGGCUGGUCUGGCACUCACCACUAUGGCCCCCUCACCCACGCCCUGGACUGGAUGCUGGGAAAACGUGACUUCUUCCAUCCUCUGGGUGCUCCCCAGGGAGGAGGCCCCAGCUCCCAGCAGAGGCGCCCCACGGCGACGGUCUCCAUGGGAACAACGGGCGCCGGGAGCACGUGAGGCCUGGAGGGAGGAGCGCGCCCCGGCGGCCCCGUGACCCCGCCCACGUGACGGGUGCCCGCGGAAGGCGACAUGGGCUCCGCUGCUUGGGCCCCGGUCCUCCUGCUGGCGCUCGGGCUGCGCGGCCUCCAGACGGGGGCCCGCAGCGCCCCGGACCCCGGCUUCCAGGAGCGCUUCUUCCAGCAGCGUCUGGACCACUUCAACUUCGAGCGCUUCGGCAACCAGACCUUCCCCCAGCGCUUCCUGGUGUCAGACAGGUUCUGGAUCCGGGGCGAGGGGCCCAUCUUCUUCUACACCGGGAACGAGGGCGACGUGUGGGCCUUCGCCAACAACUCGGGCUUCAUCGCGGAGCUGGCGGCCGAGCAGGGGGCUCUACUGGUCUUCGCGGAGCACCGCUACUACGGGAAGUCGCUGCCAUUCGGUGAGCGGUCCACGCAGCGCGGGCACACGGAGCUACUGACGGUGGAGCAGGCCCUGGCCGACUUUGCAGAGCUGCUCCGCGCGCUACGGCGCGACCUCGGGGCCAAGGACGCCCCCGCCAUAGCCUUCGGUGGAAGUUAUGGGGGGAUGCUCAGCGCCUACCUGAGGAUGAAGUACCCCCACCUGGUGGCGGGGGCACUGGCAGCCAGCGCACCCGUUCUAGCUGUGGCAGGCCUCGGCGACUCCAACCAGUUCUUCCGGGACGUCACGGCGGACUUUGAGGGCCAGAGUCCCAAGUGCACCCAGGGUGUGCGGGAAGCGUUCGGACAGAUCAAGGACUUGUUCCUACAGGGAGCCUACGACAGGGUCCGCUGGGAGUUUGGCACCUGCCAGCCGCUGUCAGACGAGAAGGACCUGACCCAGCUCUUCAUGUUCGCCCGGAAUGCCUUCACCGUGCUGGCCAUGAUGGACUACCCCUACCCCACCGACUUCCUGGGUCCCCUCCCCGCCAACCCGGUCAAGGUGGGCUGUGACCGGCUGCUGAGUGAGGCCCAGAGGAUCACGGGACUGCGAGCGCUGGCAGGGCUGGUCUACAACGCCUCGGGCUCCGAGCACUGCUACGACAUCUACCGGCUCUACCGCAGCUGUGCUGACCCCACCGGCUGCGGCACCGGCCCCGAUGCCAGGGCCUGGGACUACCAGGCCUGCACCGAGAUCAACCUGACCUUCGCCAGCAACAAUGUGACCGAUAUGUUCCCCGACCUGCCCUUCACGGAUGAGCGCCGCCAGCAGUACUGCCUGGACACCUGGGGCGUGUGGCCCCGUCCCGACUGGCUGCUGACCAGCUUCUGGGGGGGCGAUCUCAGAGCCGCCAGCAACAUCAUCUUCUCCAACGGGAACCUGGACCCCUGGGCAGGGGGCGGGAUUCGGAGGAACCUGAGCGCAUCAGUCAUUGCCAUCACCAUCCAGGGGGGCGCGCACCACCUCGACCUCAGAGCCUCCCACCCCGAAGAUCCUGUUUCUGUGGUUGAGGCACGAAAGCUGGAGGCCACCAUCAUCGGCGAGUGGGUAAAGGCAGCCAGGCGUGAGCAGCAGCCAGCUCUGCGUGGGGCGUCCGGACUCAGCCUCUGAGCACAGGACUGGAAGGGUCUCCAGGCUCCUCAUGGAGUGAAUGGAGGGAGGAGGAGGCUGCCCCAGCCCUGCCCUGUGUUUGCACCUUCUGGGUCCCCGAAGCUCAGCCCACCGUGGCCGGCCCAGCGCGUGGGCUUCACUCAAGAAGCAGCUGGAGGCACAGGGAAGGAGCUGAAUAAAUGCCUGGAAGCCUGGC